This is a messenger RNA of Meloidogyne enterolobii, 648 nucleotides long. NCBI's taxonomy places the organism in Eukaryota, Metazoa, Nematoda, Chromadorea, Rhabditida, Meloidogynidae. The record is from the annotation of a GenBank genome assembly.
AUGAUGCCACAUGCAUGUUGUGCAGUACAAAACGAGGAAAACGAAACAAUUUUUCGUUUGUGUUCAUUGGACACAUCAAUUCCAGAUUUGAUUUUUCGGUUUGAAUUUUUGUUAUAUUUUAAUUUUAAAUAUUUAAGCUCUCGGAGACGAAAUCAAAUUCGUUCCAUUUGUUUUUCAUCUGAUUUUAAUGCAGCUAUUGUUCAACAGGAUGAUGCAAUAUUGGAUUUUUUAAUUUUGACCAAUGGCAAUGUCUCUGCCGAAUUUCAACAACCUCCCAAAUUCUUUAAAGAUGCCUCAUUUAUUAUUGGCUUUAAUUGGUUAGCAGAUAGGCAAUUAGCAAUAAUAACAGAUGCUGGUGUUGAAUUUUGUUCAUUAAAUGUACAUCGAAAGUCUUUGAAAUUACUCAAAAGUUUUGCCCAUUCUACUAGCUGGUUUAUUUGUUUUCCUGAUUCUAAACUAUUUUUGUUCGCUUGUGGUGUUGCCACCAAUUUUUUACAUUUAAUUAGUUUCCAAAAUAAUACAAUUUCAAAUAUUGGAUCAAUUAAUGUUGAUUUUGGGUAUUCGGCGUUUAAACCAAGACUUUUGGAGAGAGAUGUUUGUAUUUCAUCCAUGUAUUUUUUAAAUUUCUCUUUAAAAUAUCCUUUUUAA